Messenger RNA from Salvia splendens (bonfire salvia), 921 nucleotides. RefSeq lists its product as uncharacterized. The record is from RefSeq and is a predicted model, not a curated record. The transcript has a single exon. The coding region runs from base 1 to 921 and encodes 306 amino acids. Lineage: Eukaryota; Viridiplantae; Streptophyta; Magnoliopsida; Lamiales; Lamiaceae.
AUGAAGCAGCCUCUGGGAUCCGAACAAGGCUCUCCCAACCUUGUUUGCAAAUUAAACGAGUCACUCUAUGGUUUGAAACAAGCUUCAAGAGCUUGGUUUUUCACAGUACACUCAGUUCUGAUCUCUCUUGGUUUCUCACAAUCUAAGGCAGAUGCCUCCUUCUUUCACAAGUCUUCAAAUGACAAAGUGAUCUACCUUUUAAUCUAUGUUGAUGAUAUAUUAAUCACUGGGAAUUCUCCUUCACGCAUACAAGAUGUCAUUGACAAAAUGAGCUCUCAUUUUUCUUUAAAGAAUCUAGGCGAGGUGCAGACGUUCUUGGGAAUUGAAGUGAGCAAAACUGAUCAAGGGAUUCACCUUAAUCAGUCAACAUAUAUAAAAGAGCUCUUGUCCAAACUCAACAUGCAAGAUGCCAAAGGAAUAUCCACUCCCACGAUUUCCUCUCCUCAUCUCAGCAAGUCAGAUGGCAAUUUCAUUCCCGGCGGGAAACUCUACAGAAGCACAGUAGGCGCCCUGCAAUAUGUCAGAAUUUCUCGUCCUGAAAUAAGUUAUUCUGUCAACAAAGUGAGCCAAUACAUGGCCUCUCCUCUUGACACUCAUUGGAAGGCUGUGAAACGCAUUCUCCGCUAUCUGGUUGGCACAAUUGACUUCAGUCUUCACAUUCGUCGCUCGAAUAACAUGGUUAGUGCCUUUUGUGACUCAGAUUGGGCCUCGGAUCUUGAUGACAGGAAGUCAGUCACUGGAUAUUGCACUUUUCUUAGGUCUAAUCUUAUUUAUUGGUGCUCAAAGAAACAAUCUAUCAUAUCUCGCUCGAGCACUGAAGCUGAAUAUCGCAGCCUUGCUCAUGCUGCAUCUGAGGUCACUUGGAUCAUGUCUCUACUUUCUGAAAUUAACAUGCUGCCACCCAAACCACCCACCAUUUAG